This is a messenger RNA of Leishmania mexicana MHOM/GT/2001/U1103, 2775 nucleotides long. RefSeq lists its product as hypothetical. The transcript has a single exon. Lineage: Eukaryota; Euglenozoa; Kinetoplastea; Trypanosomatida; Trypanosomatidae. Bases 1 to 2775 code for a protein of 924 amino acids. The record is from RefSeq and is a predicted model, not a curated record.
AUGAGGACUCAGCGACUCUACUCCCAACUUGCAACGGUGCUUCGCUUUUCUUGUGUUCGUGGCAGCACUGCGGCAGCGGCCGCAGCUGUUUGCACAACCCUACGACACGCCAGCGCGGAAGCUGUCCUAGCGCAGGAGGAGCAUGCUGAUGGCCUUUACGGCGGCAGGAAUGAUGCAUCACCGGCAGCCGAUCCGGAGCAUGCACAGGAGGCUGGUGGUGAAGAGCCGCACCGGGCCUCACUGGUGUCCCAACUGCUGCCGUAUGUGUACGGUUCCAGCGGUGUCGCAGGCGACGCACACCUUUUGCUGCCGAUCGAUCACGUCUCGUUGCGUCGCAUCAAGAACAUAAUGAGUGUGAAGAGCAGGCAUGAUUUGACCAAGGUGCUUCACGACGCCCGCCUGCUCGCGACGCCGGAGGACUGCACCCGCUACGUGAACCUAACCGUCUCCUACAUUCGACAGCAAGCACGGGUGGAGGAGCAGGCGCAGUCUCCAUCUCUUGCGACGCGUCAGCGUGCAGCGUACUUGCAGCGGCAGCUGCGGCGUGUUCAACUCAGUGGGCUGGAGAAGAGCGCGCUGCUUAGGAAGGCCUGCACCCUCGUGGAGGAGCGACGAGUGCCACUCGUUGUCGCGAGUCGUCUGCUGCGCUAUCGCUGGCCCGAUGACCUCGCCAUCGUCACUUGCGGCGUCCGUCAACCCUACGUGAUGGAUUUGAUCCGCAGCUGGGCCACAGAGGCGCUGCAGAAGAAUGAGCUCGAACCGCAGGACGCGCGCGCACUCUUGAACAACUGUGCCUUCGCCUUGAAGUCCGCUGUGCGGCGGCGCGCGAAGGGCCAGGCGACAGAGCCACUCAGCGACAUCUCGUCCUUCAUCGGGGCACUUGCGAUGAGGGCCAGCCAAGGCGCACACUCGCCCGCAAAGGCGGAGGGGUUGAUUGGGCUCAUGUGGUCGGUGCACUUGACGGGGUGUCCGGCGCCAGCGAGCUUCUGGGACACGAUGGUGCAGCGUGUGGUGAGCAUGAAUGAGGCGUUGGAGGGGGAGUUCGCAAGCAGCGUGGACGCCGCAGCAUCGGAGGACGGCACGCCCACCUCCGUCCGCGCCCUUUCCACCUCUCCCGCAUCGUCGCCGUCGUCCACAAAAGCGCCGCGCGCGGGCCACUUCUUCAGUACUCUUACGACCCGCCAGCUCUACCGCUUCCUCAUGGUGCUGAAGCUGGCGAAGUGGGAUGGCAACCCAACCGUUCUGCAUCGGCUGGCGGACCAGACGCUGCGUAACGUCGCCUUCGAGUUGGAGGCAGCGAACUUCAACCGGCAUGCGAGCGGUUACAGUGAAGGCGAGACGGCGGCGGCGGCGGCGAAGCCGAGCAUCAAGCCAUUUUCCGUGGUGAGCGCCACAGAGGUACAUCUGGGCAUGGUACAGCAAAAGCCCGUGCAGUUGCCCAAGUCAGUGGUGGCGCGCCGCAUCCGGCAGGUGGCAGACCUGCAUAUGGACGAGUUUCUUGAGCUGCUUCACCUCACCGGGGAGCUGGGGGUUCCAUUCAGCGUCUCUGCGACCCGCAUGAUGGACGAGCUCCUCAUACCACUUGUCCCGCACCUCAAUGCUAAGCAGCUCAUUGUUCUCCUCAAGGUCGUGCGUCACACGCGAAGCCAGUCCUCGACGCUUCUGCAGGUGGUGCUGGACCGCCUAGUCGAUCGUGGCGCUGCCGGCGCUUACGCGCUUCCUCUAGCAAAGGCGGCUCUGAAGACUGCUGCGAAGGCGCCGGCCGUAUUCCAGAGCUUGCGCCUGGACGACUUUGUUGAACUCUUCACGACCACGUGCGAGGCGCAGCAUACACUCGUUCGGGCAGCGGAAGUGGCCGCGAUGGGAGACAUCCUCUACGCCCUCAGCAGGCGCUACGAAGAGAUGUCGCUGCAAGGCCAGCGCAUUCGCGACGUGAUGAAUCUUCUCUGUGCGCAGGUGGACCGGCUCGUUCAGCUGCAAGUGGCGCCCAGCUCGAUAGCAGACCGGCUGCUGGAGUCUACCGUUCUGCUGCGCAUGCGAGGCAAUAAGGUGCAGUACCCAGCAGUGCUGGAGCUGCUCGCCUCCAGGGUAGUGGCAGUAGAUCGAGAGGAGCAAUUUCGUGAGGCCCGCCAAGAGCGAGCCAUGAAGUGGUCCGAGACGCUCGCAGCAGGAGGGGCGGAAGGAGCGAUAUCUUCUCGGCACCGCGAAUCGCCGAGGUGGGAACAGCUCUCCGAAGGGGACCUCCCGCAGGUGGGGAAGGCUGUCCUUUCCGUGUAUGGUGAAUUCGUGUACAUAUUCGAGCGCAUGGUCACCAUCAAGGCGGUUCUGACGGCGAAGGACUUUGAGCUGUUCGCAAUCAGCAUCAAGAAGGCUGGACUCUACAGCAUCUUGAAAGGAGCCCAGCUCUUCCAGCAAGGACACCUCGAGGCUGCUGUUCCCCACACAACGCCCGCCUCCCAAGCAGCCGCGCAGGGGCUUUCAAGGACUCUGCCGGCGUGGAUGGAGAAGACGGUCACAAACGCCGUUCUCACCAAGCUGUCCAACAGCCGCAUCUCUUCCUCGGACACGGACGACGACUUGCUGAAGGUGCUGGGCCACGUGCACUGCGACGCGGCCAAGGUGGACGCCGUGAUUGAGAUGGUGGCCAGGUCACCGCUGCGCAGACUGCAGCGCCAGAGAGCAGUUUGGCUGUACAUUGCCGAGCUGGCGCGACGAUUUGGCUCCGAGGAGACGAAGGAGGCAAUGUCAGCGUACUUGAAGAAGGCGCUCUACUGA